UAACAUCCACUUUGGGUCAACAGUCCAGGGAUCAUAGCUGCUGCCCUGCCAGCUGUAAAAAAGGGGUUCAUCCAACAUGGACCUGAAAACCUUCAAACUGAAAGUUAAACCUCAUAGUCAUUGUUUCAUUUCAAAUCUAGUGUGAUGGAGUGCCGGCCUAUAACAAUAGAAAAUGUCCUAUUGAAAUAUUGACAGACUGCGCUGUGUAAUAUUGUGAAAGAUCCUGAAGUUACACAACAUACUAUAAUCUGGUUGACACAGCCUGCCUCUUCAGAAAUGGCUCACAAGAAAUUUCAGUGACAAUCCCUCAAGGACAGAUGACAGAGCAGAUCCAGUCUCUGCUGAAUCUUUAUUAAAAUCUCAAGCUGUUGUUUAAGCAACAUGGAGUCUCCAAGAGGACUGAGCAGCAGAUGACUGACCAGAAAAAAGUCCGUGAUGGAGGAUCUGCCAGUGAAAAGUGGAGGAACUGGUGCAACAGGUGGUCAAGAAGAGGAUUCUUCUUUGUAGGAUGGUCAGAGAAAAUCUUGAUAAAACAGUAGUACAAAGCCAAAAACAGAACCGCGCAGCUGAGACACAGAGCCAAAGUCACUCCCCUGAAGAACUUGCAGGAUCUGAACGAGCCCAGAGCCCAGAGAGAGUUAAUCCAGAGAGCCAAGAGCUGACAGACAGGCAGCUAGAUUUACUUCACUGGAGCAAACUCAGCUUAGAGGAAGAACCUGAAACCUGGUGCCAGUCAGUGACUGGAGCUAAUGCUGAGAGCUGGCCCACACACCUCCGUCCAUUCAGCAGCGCAGCAGAGUAUAAACUAGUGAAACACACUUACCAGCAGCUCCAACACAGUGGUUACUACUGGGGAUCAAUGACCAUGGAGGAGGCACACGAAAUACUCGCACGGGCACCACUGGGCACCUUCCUCAUCAGAGACAGCGGCCAGCCGGAUGUUUUCUUCACUCUGAGUUACCAAAGCGAUGACGGGCCAACUAGUGUUCGUGUCCAGCUGAACAACCUGCUCUUCAGUCUGUAUGGCAGCCACAGGACUUUUGCUUCACUCUUCGUUCUGCUCAGUUAUUACACCGGCUCAUCCUGUAAGCUGACAGCGCCGUAUCGCAAGCAGCGUCCGGAGUGCCUGAAGCAGAUGUGCAGGAGGGCUCUUAUACGCUCAUAUGGAGCAGAAAACAUAAGCACCUUACCUGGAGUCAGUACUCAAGUUAAAGACUAUGUUCAUUCAUACCCUUGUAGUAUAUAGACACGUGUGGACAGAGUGCCUGUUGCUGUAUUAAGAUGUUGUUUGUGGUGUUAUGAGUAAAACAAAUCUUAUGUAUUUGUGUAUUUAAAUAACACAAAUACAGCUUGAGUAUUUAAUCUGCAAGUUGUUCAAGGUCUAUUUGCACACAUUAUCAAAAUGGUAUGUUCUACAGAGUACACAUGGCACAUGUUAUCAUUUUUUAAAUGAAUAACAACACAUAUUGUCAGAAAUUCACAGUUAUUAUUAUCAUUAUUAUUAUUAUUUGUAUACAGGACACGUUUUCUACAAAUUCUGUGUAACUGCUGCACCAGUGCCUCCAUGAUGCAUAUUAUUUUGUAACAUCCAUAAAAAUUGCUGCUGGUUAAAGCUGCAUUAAUUGAUGUUUGGCCACUAGAGGGUAGAGCAACAAAACAUCAAAAGAAGCUGAUGUAUUACCAUCUUAUAAUGUUAUGGCUAAAAUAUUAGUGAAUAGUUAUUUGCUUCUGGCCACAUGAUGAAUGAAAGUGUAAUAUUCUCUUCUUUUACUCUGUUUUGAAUGGAAGCCACGAGCCUCCGUGGUUGCAAUUAUGUUUUUAAUCUUGUUAUGUCAAGAUUGUGAGUUAUUUAUCUUGUUAUCUCAUGUGAAAAUAGUUGUUUUCUGGUAAUAAUUAUCUCAUUAUCUUUUGAAAACAAUAGGCCGUUUUCUCGGGAUAAUGGGACAAAUACCUCAUUAACAUGAGAAAGCAACAGGUUGUUUUCUUGAGAUAAAUUAUGGAUGAAAUGAGGAAGCCUGAUUUGAAUAAUCACAAGAAAAUUACCUUUUGUUUUCUCUAAAUAAUUAACCUGUUAAGGAAACGACUUUGUUAUCCCAAGAUAAAAUACAAUUAUUGCAACCACAGCCGCUCUCAGCUUUUGUAGUUUUGGUCUCCACCAACUCCUAUAAAAUAUCUGUGUCUUUGCUAGAUGUUUAAUUUUCUUCACCAGCUAGAGAGAUAUAGGUAACUUUGUCUUCUGCCUGCCUGGCUGCCAAGGGGGCUGAUGAGAGCAGCUGAGACUCAAUUAUACAAUAAGUCAGCUAAAAGAGGCUCAAAAGCUCCACAGAGCAGCGGAGUUGGUGAUUAUUCUCUGUGAGCUCGUCAGUAAGAAAUUGGUUUCAAAUUACAUGUAGUAAUUUGAUUCAGUAAUAUAAUAGUAUUGAUUAGUGCAGUUUUAACAAUUCAUCAACACUUGAAAUCAUUUUACAAGCGUAGUAUCUUUAGUCCUGUGGAACAACAAACAAUCGUACGAUAGAGUGUGAUGCUUUGCAAAACUUUGUUCAUGUUGAAUAAAUGAAAAUCUGUUGUGUAUUUUAAUAUAA
Molecule: messenger RNA, 2582 nt
Organism: Siniperca chuatsi (mandarin fish)
Lineage: Eukaryota; Metazoa; Chordata; Actinopteri; Centrarchiformes; Sinipercidae
Gene: socs1b
Product: suppressor of cytokine signaling 1b
Exons: 4
Coding region: 509-1246 (245 amino acids)
Biological process (GO): phosphatidylinositol phosphate biosynthetic process
Cellular component (GO): phosphatidylinositol 3-kinase complex
Molecular function (GO): 1-phosphatidylinositol-3-kinase regulator activity
Source: RefSeq, a predicted model, not a curated record